Molecule: messenger RNA, 1878 nt
Organism: Oncorhynchus masou masou (cherry salmon)
Lineage: Eukaryota; Metazoa; Chordata; Actinopteri; Salmoniformes; Salmonidae
Product: NALCN channel auxiliary factor 1-like
Exons: 3
Coding region: 150-1376 (408 amino acids)
Biological process (GO): calcium ion import across plasma membrane
Cellular component (GO): plasma membrane
Molecular function (GO): stretch-activated, monoatomic cation-selective, calcium channel activity
Source: RefSeq, a predicted model, not a curated record
GGGAGAGGGGAGCGCCCAGGACCGAAGGCGGAACGGCAGCCCACCGCUACCGAGGAGAAAUAACCCGAGUCCAUCUCCCCAAGUCAAUGAGUUUAGUGGCAGAGGAGCCCCCGCGGUGGAGUCGGCCAGAGCUGCGCUUUUCCUAAAAUAUGACCAGGGGUGCUUGGAUGUUUCGGCAGCAAGAUGACGGCUUAAAAAUCUGGUUUGCACCCCGAGAGAACGAGAAGCCAUUUACCGAGUCCGAGCGGGCCCAGAGAUGGCGCCUGUCGCUGGCCUCUCUUCUCUUCAUCACGGUCCUGCUCUCUGAUCACUUGUGGUUCUGCGCCGAGGCCAAACUGACACGAACCCGAGACAAGUGGCAGGAUAAGCAGCUCGCCUUUACAGACAUGGCCGAGUACCUAAACUCGACUCACCACCACCACAUCCCCUCCUCUGACUCCCGUCCCCCCCACAACCGCAUAAUCAGAGAGCUAGAUGAUAUUUUUAUAGGGAAUUCUACCAAACCUCUAUGGCAACUGGACAUAUGUCACCCGGACAGCCUGUCUAAAGACUGCUUCACUUUCACGGACGCAGAGCCCGUGUGCCUUGGCCUCUCCGGGGGCGGGGAGGAGGGUACGCAUUCGGCGGGCGUGAAUCUGAGCGAUUUGUAUCUUUCUUUUUGUAAUUCCUACUCCCUUUUGGAUUUGUUUAGCGGGUUUACGAGUCCGAACAAUAUAAACUGCAGCCUGGAUGUGGCUGAGGGAGACACGCUGGGAUGCAGCAAGUGUGUUCGCGCUUACCAGCGCUUUGACCGGCAAGCUCAGGAGGACUACCAGGAGUUUGAGCUGCUGGUUGAGAAAUAUGAGACGGAUGAAUACUCGGUCAGGACAUGUAUGGAAGAAUGCAAGAUGGUAUAUAAGCCCUGGCUGUGCUCGCAGUACUUCCAGACCACCCAGAUCCACUGCAGUAAGAGGAUCCCGUGUGGCCAGUACUGUCUGGAGGUGCAGCAGAGGUGUCCCUUUAUCCUGCCUGACAACGACGAUCUCAUCUAUGGAGGAAGUCCCAGUUUUAUAUGCACAGGGCUGUUGGAGGAGUACCCUGGGGGUGUAGAGGCAGAGUGCUGUGAUGUCCGGUGGGACAUCCAGAUGGAAGCAGACAACAACCGUUCUCGGGGGACCCUCAAAAGAACUCACCCAUCCUGUCACCACCGAACCUCUCUCAGUUCCUCGGCCGCGUGCAGACUUUGCAACAGCCGGCUCAAACUCUGCCUGCUCAUCCUUGUCCUCCUACACACUGUUGCCUCCCUCACCGCAUCCCACAAUGCAACGGGAGUGGGCUUGGGUCUUCCUGCCUCCCUCGUCCCUCUGGAGGAAAGUUCCCCCACCAAUGAGGAGUGAUGGGAUGGCUGAGGACUUACGUUGUCAUGGCAACAGUGUGGCUAUGAGGAUUUGAAACAUCUCUGCCUUGGUCGGGAAUGCUAAGUGCUGUGGACUUGACAUCUGCAGCCGUCGUGCUUUCUGGGUAAUGGAGUCUUUGCUGAGGUUUGGGACUACUUGGAGACAUACAAAUCAAUCAAAACAAACAGACAAACAAACAAAGAGAAAAAAAACAUGACUGUGGUGGGAAUGUGGGACAAUGCCACAGUCUGACUGUGAAGUUGCUGAGUUUCUCUCUGCUCUUUUUUUUUACACUGUGUUCCUGUAUUGGCUUUUAGUUGCACUGGCUGACUACGUGAUAACAUUCACUCUCCCUCUUUUUGAAUUUCCAUCCUUUAUGUUUUAUGAUGUUCCUUUAUGGGUCUCUCGCACAGGAAAAUGUCUCAUCGAUAUAGGAUAGGUAACAUGUAUCAAAAAGCAAAGUUGUGAGUGUGUGCAUGCUUGUGUGUGUCCACUCUGAAGU